This is a messenger RNA of Elephantulus edwardii (Cape elephant shrew), 315 nucleotides long. Its product is annotated as H/ACA ribonucleoprotein complex subunit 3-like. Gene Ontology annotation, biological process: ribosome biogenesis; snRNA pseudouridine synthesis; positive regulation of telomerase RNA localization to Cajal body. Gene Ontology annotation, cellular component: box H/ACA telomerase RNP complex; box H/ACA snoRNP complex. Bases 1 to 315 code for a protein of 104 amino acids. Lineage: Eukaryota; Metazoa; Chordata; Mammalia; Macroscelidea; Macroscelididae. Gene Ontology annotation, molecular function: box H/ACA snoRNA binding; telomerase RNA binding. The record is from RefSeq and is a predicted model, not a curated record. The transcript is spliced from 2 exons.
AUGUUUCUCCAGUAUUAUCUCAACAAAGAGGGAGAACCGGUCUAUAAGAUGAAGAAGUUCAACCCUUUGGGACAAAAGACCUGUUCAGCUCAUCCUGAGCGAUUCUCCCCGGAUGAUAAGUACUCGAGACACCGAAUCACCAUCAAGAAAGGUUUCAAGGUGCUCAUGACCCAGCAGCCGCAUCAGUCAUUCGGCAAAACACUGUUGAAGAUAAUUAAAAAAUGGCUAGAACAGUACAUGGAUAGGAACUACCAGGAGUUCAAGCAGGAUUUAAAAGAGCCCUUGGCAUUUGGAAUUCAGAUGGAUCCUGUUUGA